UGAAAUCCUCAACCAACACCACCGCCGACAUGAUGGAUCCCAUCUCUGUGGAAGCUGUGUUGAACGCGGCUGAGGAAAAGCCGGCCACAGUGAAGACGAUUCGUGUGCGUGGGCUUGCCAGGACGUGUGAUUGGGUGGUGAAACAGAACCUCAGGCCCAUCUUCCAGUCCACCACGCUUCAAGAUGUGAUGGAGAACGCGCAGGCCGUAUCUGGCAGACUCAAGGGCCUUGGUGUCUUUGCACAGGUUCAUGCAAGAAUCAACGUUGACCCAGACGUCAGAAACGGGUACAUCGUGGACUACGAUGUGCGUGAGUCGCGGCUGAUUACUGGCAAGACUGGCGUGAAGAUUGGAAACAAUGAAGGCUCCGCAGAUUUGCAGCUGUAUGCGAACAACGUGCUUGGGCUCGCGGACCGUUUUAUGGUGUCGUCGGGCCGGUCGACACAGCGAACCCACUUCCUUGACGUGCAACACACCAUUCCUCUGUUCGCCGCAUAUUGGCAGCCACUCACCUUCCGCCUCUCAAAGCACUCCGUGGUGAGCUUGAGCCAGGGUCUGAAACAGGACAACCACACAGCCGCCGUUGAGCAGGCCUUCCUCUCCACUGCGGGAUCCCACAAGCUCACACUUGAAUCAAAGUGGCUGCACGUCCAGCCCUCGCAGACAGAGCCGCCGUUUGAGGUUCGGGAAGCGUGCGGACAUUUCCUCAACAACUCGCUCACGCAUGAGUUUGUUGGAGACAUGCGCAACCCGGCCACGCUGCAGGGGCUGCGGCUGCAGCACCUGUGCCGCUUGUCCGGCGGCCCGCUUGGGGGAAGCUUCAACUACAUCAAGAACAACAUUGAGGCCGACUACACCACCCGGCGCGUGCCUGCUCUUGGCGGAAUGCACUUCAGGUUCUCCGCACGUGCAGGCCUCAUCGCCCCCGUGCACAUGGAACAGCUCGCUGCUCGCGCGCGCACGCUCCUCCACCGCCUCUCUUCCGACGCUGCUGAUGCCCCGAAGCACACACACACCACGUCGCCCACCGCACCACCAGCACCAACACAGGCAACGCCGUCCCAGCACCCGCCGGCAUCCGACGUGUGUGUUGCUGAUCAGUUUCUCCUCGGUGGCAGCACAGACGUGCGCGGUUUCCAGCAGCACAGCAUUGGCCCACGCCGCCGUGGCUUUGCUGCGGGCGCCAACGCGUAUUGGGCCGUUGGCGCGCACGCGUACGCACCGCUCCCGCGCGGGCCGUGGCAGGAGAGGUUUGGCGACGUGCUGCGCAUCCAUGGCUUCAUCACCGCAGGGUCCGCAGCAACAGAGGGGAGCUUGCAGGCAACGCGGCGGCGGCUGAUGAGCAGUGUUGCUGUGUCGUGCGGCCUUGGGCUGUCAGUUGACUUCCAAACAGCGAGCUUAGAGCUGAGCUACUGCUUGCCACUUGUCUCCAGUACAGGCAUCACAUCACCGGGGCUGUGCAUGGCCAUUGGUGCCAACCUGUUGUAGAGUCUCCCUGUGUGCUCUUUGUGUGCGUGUGUAUGUAUGUGUGUGUGUGCACUUUGUGUGUGGUGUUGACAUGAGUUGGUGCUUGAGACGGCGCGUUGGCUGUGCUGUUGCUUGAGCUUGUUCGUUCCUCUGGCUUCAAUAGACGAUGCGCCAUCGCUGCACUUGUAAACACGAC
Messenger RNA from Salpingoeca rosetta, 1662 nucleotides. RefSeq lists its product as uncharacterized. Gene Ontology annotation, cellular component: outer membrane; SAM complex. The transcript is spliced from 8 exons. The coding region runs from base 30 to 1487 and encodes 485 amino acids. The record is from RefSeq and is a predicted model, not a curated record. Gene Ontology annotation, biological process: protein insertion into mitochondrial outer membrane; mitochondrial respiratory chain complex assembly. Lineage: Eukaryota; Choanoflagellata; Craspedida; Salpingoecidae.